This is a messenger RNA of Nezara viridula (southern green stink bug), 6835 nucleotides long. The record is from the annotation of a GenBank genome assembly. Lineage: Eukaryota; Metazoa; Arthropoda; Insecta; Hemiptera; Pentatomidae.
AUUCGAUAACUCGUUGUAGUUUGGAAUAGAAGGAUAAAUGUAAAUGUUAACAUCCUCUGGGCUAAUUAUCGCAGCAUGGACUGCAGUGCUUUUUCCAUCGAUUUCUUUUGGAUGUUUGAUUAUAUCAAGAGGAAGAGGAAGCUAUAACAAAACAACAAAACUUUUUAAAAUCUAAAAAUUUAAUAAUAAUAAUAAAUAUAUUUGAUAUAAUAAAGUAUAAAAUUAUAUUGAUUAAGCAUACUUUGACUCUAGGAGUGAUAACUUUGAAAUCGUUCAUUGGAACGUAACAAGUGUAACAAAAGUACAUCCGAGACUUAUUACAUUUAGGACAAAAGUCUCUUUCAUCUUUUUCUAAAAGUUUAGACCAAUUGUCAGAAAUGGAGAACUGUUUAAAUGGAUCGUCUAUUUCACUAUUGGUUUCCAUUUAUCAGCACAUUUAUAAUGAAAUACAAAAUCAUUAAGAACAGAUUGAAGACUGAAUUGAAGCAAUACUGAUAUUAUGAUGAAUUGUCAAGGUUUGGUGGGGAUAGGUUAUAAACAUGAUCCAAAGAGCAACUUCUAAAAUGAUAAUACUGAUAGAGAUAUCUUCAACUAUUGUGAUUAGCUUUUGAAAUGAUUUAAUAUUAGGAAUACCACAGAAAUAUAAAAUAAACAAUAGUUAUUAUUUAAGAUUAUACUCAUCUACACAUCUUAGAAACUGAAUUGGAUUCUUGGGUGCUGAAUGUAACCGCCAGGAAUUUGAAUUUUUUUCAACCGCCUGGACCAAUGAGAAGAGAGAAGAGUCGGUGGCUGGCCUAGCUGCUGUGUACCCUCCUCAGUUCACUAUUUCUGUUUUGUUGAAGGCAAUGUUUGUGUUUCCCCUUAUAUUUAUUAUGGCAAAAUUGUCGCUGUUUUACUCCUUCGUUCCCUCUUAGCUCCGAACUUAGCUUACAGGUUUUUUCUUUUGUGAAUAAGUUCUUAGUGCGGUUCUGUUCGUUUUAGCCUGAGCAGAUUAAUUAAGAUGGAGGGCGCUAACGAAGAGACUGAAGCAAGUGUUAUUGUUGAAAAACCCAUGGAGUGUAGUGAUGUUGAAGAGGACCUCGCUAUGUUGGAUCCAAGUGCUCCAGAAUGUUCAAAAAUAUGGCUUUUUGGCGAGAUUGCACAAAAUGAAACUGUUCUGACAGCUGCCAAGGUUUUUAAAGUGGACAUUGAAUCUUGUGAUGAAGAUUGUGAUUUGAAAGAAAAAUGUAAUCGGUCAUAUGUUUUUGUAAUGGAAGAGUUCAGUGGUCCUGUCUUUGAUUACUUAAAGCAGCACGGACAGAGGGUGAUUGGUCCAACCGCUCUUCAGGAACUGGCUGAAAAAGAGUCAUGCCUCCCAGAGUUACAGCGCCCAUUAUAUUGCCAGGCGAUGGCAGGUGUCGUAGUUUGUUUCACUGGUUUCAGGAAAAAGGAAGAGUUGGCUCGACUUAUCUUACUCAUACAUCAUAUGGGUGGCAGCAUAAGGAAGGACAUGAUAACUAAGGUUACCCACCUCAUCGCGAACUGUUGCGGAGGAGAAAAGUACCAAUACGCUACUGCCUUUAGGGUGCCAAUCAUGUCAGCCUCCUGGGUACACAACAGUUGGGCGAUGAGGAACCAGCCAGGUUUCUCUGCAGUUGCCCACGGCCUUGCAGAGCAUCGAUUGAAAGCAUUCCAUGGAGCCCGAGUCUGCUUCUUAGGAUUUCCUGAGGAUGAGAGACAACACAUGGCAGAUAUCCUUGCUGAGAACGGUGGAAUCAGUACAGACAUAGCAGACCCAGCUUGUACUCAUGUUGUUGUUGAUGAGUCGACUACAUCAGCACUUCCAGCAUCACUACCUACGCGGGCAUAUCUAGUCAAAGCAGAAUGGUUCUGGGCAUCAGUCCAGAAUGAGUACUGUGUUGAUGAGAAAGAACAUCUAUUCCAGGAGUAUGUUGGUAACAACACUACUCCUAGAGUAUCAAUCUCGUCAACUCCAGGUUCUUCACGGAAUAGAAAAAGAAAGAGGUUGCGUGCCAACCUAGCGAGGGUCAUAUCUCCUGCCUCUUGUGACCAGGGCAAACGGAGAUCGAGUAUUACUGAUGCCACUCUCCUUUCUUGCUCAGGAUCUUUCCUCGACUCAAGUCCCCUCCCUGAAACAGAAGAGGAAUGUAAUGAUGGUGCUCAUUUAAAGAAUCUCAGUGCAAGACAUCAAGUUUUCUUGGAGCUGCUACAAACAGAAUCUAAUUAUGUUGGGAUAUUAAACACUAUUAUGACAAUGUUUAAAGGACCACUUGAAGAUAUGCUGGAAGAAGAAGACCCAUUGCUCAAUGGUACAGAGUUAAAAAUAAUCUUUGGCAAUCUGCCUCCAAUAUAUAACUGCCAUUGUCACAUGUUAGAGGAGCUGCGUUUUGCUGCUCAUAAUUGGACUGAAGAAAUAUCGAUAGGAAGUAUAUUCCUCAAGUUUGCUCCUGAUUUAGUGAAGGCUUAUCCUCCAUUCGUCAACUUUUUUGAAACAACCCGGGAGAUGUUGGUUAAAUGUGAUGAGCAGAAACCAAGGUUCCAUGCUUUCCUUAAAGCCCGCCAAACGAGGGCUGAGUGUGGUAGGCAGAGUCUUGUCGAGCUCCUCAUCCGACCUGUUCAAAGGCUUCCUUCCAUAUCUCUUUUACUAUCUGAUAUUCUGAAGCAUACUGGUAAGAGCAACUCAGAUCACGUUGCUCUUGAGAAGGCCCUUAGUAGUAUCCGUGAGGUAAUGACACACAUUAAUGAAGAUAAACGUAAAACUGAAGGACAAGUGGUCAUGUUCGAUAUUUUUAAUGAAAUUGAUAACUGUCCAGCUCACCUGGUGUCUUCACAUCGAUCAUUCAUCAUCAGAUGUGAAGUGACAGAGCUCAGUGAUUCCCUAAGCGGGAGGGGAGAUCAGCUAGUUCUCUACUUAUUUACCGAUAUUUUAGAGGUUUGUAAAAAGAGAUCUAAGGCCUUCAAUUCUUUGAAGAGCCCCAGCACGGGGAUGUCUGGAAAGCUGGCAAACAUCAAACCUUACAAGCACAUCAAGCUGAUAUCUCUGUCAACCAUUCGCAAAGUGUUUGACAUUAAAGAAACAGAAGUGUGUCAUAAUGUAUUUGCAAUGAUGUGUCGUUCAACUGAUGACUUGAAGGAAAAGCUUUAUACGUUUACCAUAACCGAUGAUGAGACAGAAAAGUCAUUGUUUCUAAAAACUCUCUGUAGGCAGAUGGCGAAUAAUGCCUGUAGGCCUGAUGCUGAUAAUUUCUUGGCAACGCUUGAUCCUAAGAAUCUCGAUAUCGAAACAAGCGACGUUGGCCUUGGUACCCUUGGAAAGGCGUUUAAGUUUGCCUCGAGGACUAGAAUGAAAGUGGGCCGAGCAUUUAGUUUUAACAAGACACCUAAUAAGUUGAAGCGGGCUGUGUCGACUAUGAUGUCUCCGUUUGGCAGCACUACCAACCUCACUCCAGCAGCAACACAACUGGCUCAAAUGAGGCUAGCCAGCUGCACCAAUAUAUCUGAGCUGGCCAACAAUAAUUCCCCAACAGUGACCCAGUAUGUGGCUCCGCUAUCAGUGCAGCCAACCCGAAGAUCUAAGCAGUCGUCGCUGAGCGUGGCUUCCCUCAGGAGGUUAUGACAUAUGUAUUGUGAGUAUAGGCUGCUUAGAUGUUGAAACACUUACACCAUCCCCUAGCUUUUAUCUCAACAAGACCACUGAUACUAAAUAGUUAUAAUUUCAUAUUUGCCAAAGGAAAUUCACUUAUGAUUUAAAUGUAUAUAAGGAUUUUUUCCAGAAUUUUGAUAGUAAUAGCGAAUUAAUGCUUGAUUUCUAUUAACUUGAAGAAAUAUUUAACUAAACACAAUAAUGUUUGUUCAAACUGUUCAAUCUGUUAUAAGAGAAUUCAUGUUAAUAUCUUAAACCAAAAACACUUUAUCUAUUUAUUCAAAUAGAUCAUAUUGUGCAUAAUCGAAAUUUUAAAAAAGUGGCUAAGUGACCUUGAGGCUGGUUUGCCUAUUUAAAAAUAACCUACAGUGUAAAUCUAAAUGUUAAUAUGAAAUCAUUUUUUGCUCACACAAAAUUAAAUUCAGAUUGUGACUCCUUUCUCUCUCUUUCCAACCAAACUUUUAUAACCAUACAACUCCGAAAUAAGCCAACUAUCUCAUACAGAAUGUAUUAUAUUAAAGGUAACAAACAGGUAUUCAAGCUUGGAAAAAGAUAUUUUUGAAAGAAAAAAAAAUGUUAAAUUUAUGCACUUUUUAAUUUAAAAGAAAUUAGUCUUUUACUAAUUAGGAAUGGUUCAAAAGCGAAGAAAUUGAAAAAAAAAUCGUGAGGACUACCCGGACACACCUCAACAUCGAGAGCAAAGCCAAACAUUCAUGUUUCCAAGCUUAUGCUUUGCAUUUAGUGGUGUCAUUUAUUACGAGCUGCUUCAGCCCAAUGAAACCAUCACAAGAAUUCACUAUAGACUACAACUGAAGCGUUUGAGUCUAGAUCUGCAGCAAAAGCGACCACAAUACGAGCAGAGACAUGAUAAGGUAAUUUUACUGCAUGAUAACUCUCGAUCUCAUGCUGCAAACCCGGUUAAAACAUAUUUGGAAACACUGAAAUGGGAAGUUUUGCCCCACCCGCUGUAUUCACCAAACACUGUUCCUGACUAUCAAUUGUUCCAAUUGCUGACCUAUAGCUUCACCGAGCAGCGCUUCUAUUCUUAUAAUGAAACUAACAAAUGGGUUGAUGAUAGCAUUGCCUCAAAAGACGUUUCUUUUUUUUCAAUGUGGAAUCCGUACAUUAUCUGAAAGAUGGAAGAAAGUAAUGGUUGGCGAUGGACAAUAUUUUUAGUAACCUGCAUCUAACCAUUUUUUUAUAAAUAAAGUUUAAUUUUUAAACUUAUUCACACAUCCUAUAUUGUUCAAUUUUCUCAAGAUUUGGCACAUAGCUUCUUAAAGUAAGGAAAACUACUUAUUGGUAGGGAUUAUUAUUUUUUAAUUCCAGCCCCAGGUGCAGGUCCAUUUUAAUGGUUCUAUAUCAUCAAAAAAUUUUGCACUGUCGUCAUCCAAUGAAGUCGUAAUGGCUGAACAUGUUAGAUUAUUGCUGGUUCAAAUCAGUGAUGGACCCACGAAAUGAAUCUCAACCUUCUCAUUCUAGUUAGAAUUAGUAUGGUUAAUGCGAAAAAAACUUAUAUUAUCUGACAUUGGUGCCACUUUAAGUUCUCCCGUUAAAUGUUUGACAAUCUUUUGUCCAUAUCGUUCUUCUUGUGUUUCGGUACAAGCAGCAAUUAUAACUGUGAAUAUCAAUAUUCUUCAACUUCACUAAAAUCGCAGUAAUAUCAAAUACAAAAUAAGACACCGCACAUCAUUAUAACAAAAUCACAGGAAAAAGACUGUUUAUUGUUUCCUUUCAAUUAAUGUUGUCCAACCAUGUUGCUUUGUGUGGAGCUCAUUUACCUGAAGAAAUGAAAUAGAAUUCCAAAAUUAAUUAAACUGAUGAAUAUCUGCUUGAUAUGUUCUUCAAUAUCUUAUAUUUUUUUUUCCUAAUUUAAUGUAUGAAAAAAACUUUUGACACCCAAACGAUACUGCUCUAGUAGCAACUGAAUUUACAUAACAAUUUAAAACCUUCUAAAUCGAUUUGGAGGACAAAUCGAUCUCAGUAAAUGUGAGCAGUCUUAAAAAUGGUAGAAAGAGGGGGGGUUAAGAACUUCCAAAAGGCACUGCACACACUUCUCUAACAAUUGAAUUUACUUGUUCCAUAUUCAUGUUCCCCAAUUAACUUAAAAACUGGGAGAAACAGUUCAAAAAAUUACAGUGGUGGAAAAACUUUGAAAUACCGAAAAGGCAAGGGUUUCUUUUCCUGUUACGUCUGUUCUCAUUAUUGUCUUAUUCUUUUGGAUGAGCUAUAGUUAAAAUAUAUAUGAUUUUAUACUACUUGUUUAUAUGUUUUUAUACUACUUGUUAUGUGUUUAUUAAAAUACAAGUGUUUUGUUAUAGUGAUGGUAGACCUGGAGCCACAAUGACAGUACUACCAACUGCCUCGGCUGCUGAUGCUUACCAGAUGAGGGAAACUGCUUCCUUCUUUCUCUCUACGACAAUCGAAAAAUCAAAAGUUUUUUCUUUGUAAAUUUUUAGGAAAAUGCUUAUGUAAGAUUUGUACAUAAUAUAACCGAUGUAGAUAUACAUAUAUAUAUAUGUUAUAUAUAUUUGAUAGCUAUUAUCUAUUUAUUAUUGAAGAGAAAAUAUAUUUUAUAUAUGUACAAUAAGUAAAUUGGUAUAAAAAAAGUACCAAACUUUGUCUGGUGAUUUAUUAUGUGCUUGGCUGUGUUGUUUUAAAAAAGAAUAAAAGCUAUUUAGUAAGAUAAUUGAUCAAACCUAUUGUCAAUCAAUAGCUGAUUAAUCUUAAGGAUUUAAUUUUUUUUUUUUUAAUCUUUCUCAUUCUGUUUUAAUUUUAUAUUUUACAUUUUCAUGGGAAGCUCUUUAAUGAUGCACACCCGUCAAUUAUUUAAAUGAAGUAUAUAUUGUAAAUAUAGUAUCGAAUUGUAUAUAUUAAUAUAUAUAUAUACACAAAUAUAUUUAUAUAAAUAUAAUAUUAAAUUAUCUGAAGAUUCUUUCUUUACUUUGUUAAGUAGUUUUUAAAAUGGCUACAACAAUGGUGCCCCAAUCGAAUUUGGCCUUGUUUUGUAUCCCUACUUUUUAAUAAAUAUUUAAUUUUUAUUAAUUAGUUUUGUAUUUAUUAUACCUGUUUUUAAUGCAAUAGUUAUCCUGUUUUUUUAAACUUGAAAUUACUAAAAUAGUCACUUUCUUUUUCAAAAUGGAAACUGACAAUUCAUAUCAAAAUGAUUUACACUAAUUUAUUCAAAAAAUC